AUGCAAUUUUCAACAAAACUGUUUGUGUCAUUGGUACUGCCAGCUGCCAUUACCAUCCUCGUAAGUUUUUUGUGGUUGAAAAAGAAAAGCCAAGAAGCAGAAGAACUCCAGGAACAUGGAAACACAGAACGAGAUGAGGUAAAAGACGAAGAAGAGAAAGAAAACAACGUCGAUGAGUUGACGGCUACAGAGAGCGAAAUCUGUCAAGCCAGCGAAGACACUGUGGAUGCAGAGCCUUACGGUGUUCAACGAUUCUCGUUGCAAAAACAAUCGAGCACUACAGAGAGCACACAGCAAGAUUCGGGUGGGGAUACAAAACCUUCGGUUAAUUCAGAACGGAAAGAAUCGUCCGGAGGCGAGGAAUCGUUGAGCGAGGGAAGUGUGGAUAGCAGUACCCUAUAUACAGAAGGAUUCAGCAACGAUACUCCCCCGCCUCCCGGCGACGAGAGUAACGGAAAUAAGUCACGAAAAGGGGUACAGAACGAUGAAAAAGACGUUUGGGAGAUUGAGUUUCCUCAAAUCUUAUGUGGAAGGCUCAUUGGACGGAAAGGCAAGAAUGUUCGCGUAAUUUCCGAAACGUCCGGGGCGAAAAUUCGAUUGAUCCCUCAGUCACCGGGAGAGGUUUCGACGCACCGAAUCAUCUCUAUUUCGGGGAGUUCUCUACAGAUUCAGACAGCUCUAGAUUCUAUUCAUGAAAAAUUCCCUUGUGUUCCCCUUACACGGCUGAACUCAACAGCUUUGAACGGACUGCAAACAAAUGUAGUGAGUAUGCAACCGCUGGUUGCCACUAGCGUGCCUCCAGCGCCUCAAGCGAUGCCAUUUGUGCAAGCCAUGCUUCCCAGUGUUGCAAACUUCGAUGUUGUAGUGACAAGUGUCGCGGAUGCGGGCCAUUUUUUUGUGCAGUUGCACAACGAAUUCAUGCAACGCCAGCUUCAGGACUUGCAUCAGACAAUGAUGCAGUGUUACGGACAAGGCACUGCGCCUCUUCUGCUACCGCUGCCGCAUCCCAUUGUUGUGGGUUCGUGUUGUGCCGCCCCGGCUUACACCUACAAUGGCUGGUACAGGGCACAAGUUUUGGGCCCCACUGCUAAUCCUGACGAGGUUGAAGUAAAGUAUUUGGACUAUGGAGGGUACGGAAGGAUUGCUGCCUCCAGCCUUCGACAGUUGAGGUAAGGCAAAGCGUUACUAGCUAGUUUUAUCGUAACUUUGUUUGCGAGUGGAUAACUUGUUGUCCCCGUUACGUGAAUUUUUAGAGGUUCGUGUUUUAUACCUCGUGGCGUGGAAAUUCAUGUUUAACACUGCGUCUAGCCUUGGAGAGAUAUUGUUAUGAGUGAACGUGAUGCUACGAACUUUUUUAUCACAAUGUUGAUGGCCAUAAAUCGAUGUUCACUUUAGCUGGAACUCUCGGCCUUUACAAUGCUUUUGACUGACCUAAAAACGGCUGGCGGUAAACUCGGUGCUACAGCUACAAAUUCGUGGUAGUAUACUCGUGUCGUCGUUGUCGUUGUUGUAGUAGUAUUUUUUGUAGUAUGUGUUCCUCGCGACUUGCUGAUGAACUGAUGGUUUUCCGAGUGAUUAUUUUCACCAUAAACAGGAUGCUAUGAUAACAGUAUUGUACCAUCGAACUGACUCAUCUUUCCAAAUUCCAAUUCGAUAUGGAACACUUAAACUUUUCAAACAAGCUCUCGCGAAUGAAUAACUUGAUAUCUUAAUGUAAUUAUUAAGUCUUCGCUGACUUCAUCUUUUUGAAUAACUUCUUAUGUUUACGUUGUGCGUAGUUGUAAUAUCUCCAGCACACUUGUCUCUUCGUAAUUUUCACUCCUGCACAGCCCUCGAGAAGAGGUGGGAAACUGAACUAUUGUCUCGUGAUUGUCAGAUGUGGUUAAACAAAUAACAUUUACAUCUUUUUUUAUUUGGGGCAGUAGUUAGAUGCUUGAACGGAAAUUUUCUGAACUCGUCAAAGGUAUCUCCCACAUCACACACUGAGAUAUAGUUUGUUUUAAUUAAUCGUUACUGUCAAAAUUACACACAGGAAAAGGGAAGUAUACUGUUCCCAUGAAAGUACCUCAAAUGUGUUUUUUAUCGUUUGUGUUUUGUCAACACGAUUACGCGUUGUACAGUAAAUGAUAUAAUUUGUUCUCCUAAAGUUUGGCUUCCCGAUAAAUACAGGGACAGGGAAGAUCUUCAGUACUAAGACAAAUUGAAUUAGUGGCGCUUUUUAACCGUGCACUUGCAAAUACACAUGCUAAGAGAAUAUUUAAGAUUGUAAACCAUUAACUCCCAGAAAGGUAAAAAAAGGAGAUAUCCUUCCGUUUAAUGCUUGAAAAAAAAAUUGUUUCCGGUGAAAAUAGCGUUUUCAUGUGUUCCACUCUGUAGGAUUUCACCUCUCGCUGUAAGAUUCAGAUUUUAGAAAUUCAUUUCUUGUUCCCGUAAAUGACUUACUGGCUUAGCAAGGGUUUAUCCUUUAAUUUUUGUUUAAUUGAUUGACUAUCACUGUUUCUUAGUUCAUAGCUUCCUCGCACUCUGUCUUCACAUUUUUUGAGUAUUCUUUUAAGUAUAGUUUAUCUCAAAUCUUGUAGUCACCUAAGACUUAACUGCGUUAAAAUUUACAGAAAGGGCAGAAUUGAAAGUUCAGUUUUUGUUGAUAUGUAAAUAGAAGUCACAAAAAAUAACUUUAACAAGCAAUAAAUUGUGAAACAAUAUAUGAAUAGCAACUACGUACAAAAAAGCAUGAGACUUCAAAACUAUCAAAAUGUCAUUUCUUAAUGAAUGUAUAGGCUCGAGAAAUUGUGACAAGAUGUUUUCAGGCUGCUUGACAGCACUGUACGUAGCCCAGCGAUUUAGAAGGCGCGAACUCCUGAGGUUUAAGUGGGAAAUAUGCUUGGGUGGCAGCCGCGGCAAAUGUUAUAAUUUAUGAUCAGUAUUAGAUACGACAGACUAAGCAGAGCGUAGCCAGACCUUCACGUUCACUCUGUUGCGCAACCUAGGAGGUGAAAAAUUUGCUGUUUGGGCAUGCGCAGUGGGCUAUAUUUUUCUUGCAUCUGUACCAAAAGUCGUCGGGUCGCCGGUAUUUUCUAUCAUCGAGAGAUCGACCAUUUGAUUAUGAGUUAUUUUUUGGCUUAGAACAAUGCAUUGUCGUACUAAUUAUUUUGGAAGUUUAGAAAAAGAAAGUCGCGCUCAACAUUCAGUAUGAGAAUUUGAUCCGGUAAUUGCUGUGUAUUCGGUUUCUUUUGAAUGUGUUUUACGUUUUAUGCUGUUGUUGUUUCGCCAACUGUGACUUCCGUAUUGGGAGAUUAAAUACAAAAAAUGUAGAAAACAGCAGCCAACUUAAGAAAAGAGACAUUUGUUUUCAUUUUGCUAAACAUGUUUAGACAGUGCGAGUCCUGUCAUCUCCAUCUCAAAAUUGAUUUUGUAAUAUACCCACUCCUCAGACGCCAAUGAAUGACAAGUAUAACAGAAUAAUUUAGGCAAGGCAAGCUUCUAAUUAGCAAAGCUGAUACCAUUGACAGUUCCAUUCAAGGUCGUUCCUUUUGCGAUUGUAAGAGGGGAGCUGAGUUUUUUUUUUUAUGGUAUGUUGGGAAACAAUUGUGCUAUGAUCCAGAGACACACAAUUUGGUGUCACACUGUUCAAAGUUCUUUAAGUGUAUCUAUACGAGAGAGGCCCUAUCGGUAGCUAAAUCUAACUACUCUAAUAUAUUCUGCUUUCGUUACUGUAUGUUAACUAGAUUAAUGCUUUGAUGUUUCUCCUUUCAUUUACAAAUGUCAACAAAGCCAGGUGCGAACUGUCUCUAAUGUCAUGAAAUGCGAAACGUUCGCAUAUUAAUGGAUAAAAUUGUUCCUUUUUGUUUACAUUGUAUCCCUUAAUAUAGCGCUCGGUGUUUUAUGAAUUUAUAGUGUAAAACCGCUCUCGAUGUUUUCCUCUGAUAUUAAAAAGUUCAUUUGAAUUAUAUUCAAAGCUUCGCAAAUCCCUAGGUUGUGGAAGACCUGCCUAACGUUUGCGAAUUUGCAUUGCACAUUGGUGAGUUAAGGGUCGUGUUUCCAGCAGUUGACUCAACUCAUGGGGUUUUUAGUUUUUCUGGUUAACAUUUGGCUCCGAUGGAAAUAUAUCGUUAGGGCGUCCUUGACUUCUUUUAAUCUUUGGUGUUUGAGCUGACACAGGUCAGAUAAUGGUCAGUGCAAGGAAGUCGUCUUGAUGCCAAAAACAAACUUCAGGGAAUCGUAGCUUAAGCGAUAGAACAUUGUUUGUUUGUUUUUUGCAUUUAUUCGUUUGAAGAUAGAAUUAAGUUUAACUUUAGCAAUAACAUGAUAAAGUGACAAUCAGAAUUUAUAUGUAGAUAGGAACAGAGGGGCCAAUGACCGGGGAAAAUAAAUGCGAAAUGACAUUGCUGUUCCGAAUAAAUGGAUUUAUAUCUAGUGGCGGCUAUUAGCUAAGGAGAUUAUAACCCGGAUUUUACGGUAUGCAAUUGGUCCGUCCCCGGAAGUCAAACCUGCUACCUCCCGCUUAGUGGACCUUAUCAAAUUCAUAAUAAAUUACAUUCACUCAACAUCCUUUGAAUUUUCACAAAUAUUUUAUGUUUUCUUUUUGUGUGAAUCUUUUCACUCUCCAGGGCUGAUUUCCUAACACUGCCAUUUCAAGCCAUUGAAUGCUACCUCGCAAACGUGAUCCCACUUCAAGGUAAUCAAAAAGGGGAUUCGAAUGAACCAUUUUCACGUCGACCAUAAUGUUUGCAUCACAAUUGUCUUCGAUUUCCCAUAGGACGACUGUAGUACCCAGGGAAAAUUGGAAACAGUUUUUUGGGGGGGGGGGGUGGGGGGUGCAUUAUGGUCUAUGUGAAAAUGGUACAUGCCUGCUGAUCACCCCAACCUACCCCUCCCCCUUGCUACCCACCUACAUGAGCCUGCAUGCAGAUUCAGUGAUCGUCCAAAGAUGAAAGAUGAUUGCAUAGCUGUUUCCUUGAGCGGGCAAGAUGACACGAAUCUUGUGUUCUGAUGGGCUACCCAGCGCACAAGCCUAUCUUACCGCUUUGUUCCCGUAAAAUAAUCUUUUGCCCAUAUAACAAAUCCAACAAGGUUGCUGGAUAUGUUUUUUCGCUCCUCUCCGGCGUUUUCAUGAAUCUAGACUUUUUCUCGGUGCAUAAAAACGCUGAGAGGAGCGUUGCCAAUAUCCAGCCAUCGAGUCCUCUUUUUGGUCAAUAAUGCAUAUUUAUCGAGCAUGCUCUCUUGAUAUGUGUGGUAUUGUUAUAUUAGACACAGUUAGAGACUCUUGCUUAGCCAUCCUGUAAAGCUGGGUCCAGAUAGAAAACAAAAUUUAAAAAAAAGACGAAUAAAUUACUUAGGAAAUUUGAAAACAACAAUGUUAGGUCUAAAAUAGCAUUUUCUGGAGAGGAAAGUGUAAUUCCAGUGUGUUUUAGAGUGAUUUAACUUAACCCGUGAAGCAUACUGACAACUAAUGCCAAACACCUACCAGUAGAUAAAAGAAGAAAAUGAAAUUGGUGCAUAAUAAUGUGUAAUAUGGUAGUCUACUAUUUUAGUAUGAAAAGUCUUAAUGAUAUUUUACUUAUAUUUUUAUUUUUUCUGUAUUAAUUUAUACAAGGGAUUGAAUCUUACUUAUUUAUCUUAAUUCCUUUUGUUAUAGGUGACACGUUUUCAAACAUUGCCAACGCAGUCUUGGAAGACAUGACCAUGAAUGCUGUGUUGACUUGCCGAGUCACUGGUCACCGAAACGGGUUACCUUGCUUGGAACUCUAUCUUGUUCAGGGACAGCAGGUGUGUGAUAUAACCAGCAAUGUGUACCCUGAAGGGGCUUUGUCACGCUAUAUGCCAUCCUUUUUUAAAAGCUAAAACGCGUCUUCGCAUCCAUUGAAUUCCAAAAAUAAUGGUUCAGUUUUGUCAUUUAAGAGUAUAAUUGAGCAUUGAAAAAGUUUCCUGUCGUCUGUUGUUACGGAUGGCAAGGAUGGACAUGGAUUGAAUCUUGGGAAAAUUGGGCCAACUUUUUCAAGUUUUAAUGUUAUUACCAAAAACAUUAUGAUGUUUAGUGCUCCCUGAUGAAAUUGUUAGAUAUCUUCUUCAUAACUCUACAGGUGCAUUUUGUGUAUGGGCAAAGGCACCGCCUAAAAAAUUACUUCAGCACAGAAUUGACCGGCUAAAACAGCAAAUUAUCGUCAAAUAGCCCCUUUAAGAUCCAACGACGGCGACAGCGGCUAAAACGUAUCUUAAAAAGUGAAUUUGAACGUUCUUACUUUGUCAAAUGUACGCGUACCUUCCUGGAGUUGAAUUCCUUAGAAAAAUAUGCAAGUUCAGAGAGAGAGAGAAAAUUUCUCCUUGGCUCGUUUAAGGUGGCUCGAUACGCUUUUUCAGGGUCAAUACCUCCCAAGUUUGAGCAUAAACUACGUCGCCAUGAAAAAAGAUUUGGAAAAAUUGCCACCACAGUUGUAUUAGAUAAAGAUAAAGAUUUGUUAUGAUCAGGGUACAAUUCUGAUUUCGUCAUUGCAACCCUGAUCAUAACAAAUUUUCAUCUUUACCUAAUACAGUUUUGGUGGCAAUUUUUCCAAGUCUUUGUUUUUGACGACGUAGUUUAUGCUCAAACUUGGGAGGUAUUGACGUCGCAGUCUUGCAGUGCAUGACAACAAAGAAACGUCCCGAAAAAGGCAUGAUGCACGUGCAAAGUUGUUGUUUUGGUUAUUAAAACCUAUUGCUUUUUUGACUUUCUCGUUGCUGUCGCCCGCGUCGUCGAAUCUUAAGGUCCCUAAUGUAAAGCCUCGUUGCUAUUUGAUUACUUCGUUCGUCCCAGCGAUUGUAGCCAUAAUUGACAAGGAAACCAUGAUUGCACAAGAACUUGCCUUUCAUCCAGAGAGGUAGAACAAUGAGCUUUUUGUCGAAACAAAUGAACCUGUCUGUUAUGUUAUACGGGUGUUCGUAGUGCACUCUUCUGAGCUUUGGCGAGCUCUCUUCUGAUUGAACACCAAAGAGUUCAUCCAGACAUGCACGCUAUACUUUGGUUCACUUGUUUUGUAGACGAUCCUGAUAAACAGAGAGCUCGUUAACCGCGGACUGGCUCGUUGGGCAGAAACGUAAGGUGAUCCGGCUGGUUCUGGUUGAGACGCUUUUUCAUGGCCAUGAAUGGCUGUCGUUUGUUUCAGCGGCCUCGUGUGAAUACAUACAACGGUUGGUGAACAACAAAUCAGUUUUCCCGUGGGCGUUGAUUGUGGUAUGAACAAGGAAAGUGAAUUAGACAAAUAGAAAAUUGUUAUGGCGAUGUAUUUGAUACAUUAACCCUGGAGCGCAAGUUGAUGCAGGGCAAUUCUCGCAUAGAGACCCUCUUUUGGUAGACAGGUUAAAUUUGUAGAACAUUAAGUUCGAAAAUAAAUGAUAGGAGUGUAAAUACGUUAUAUUUGUCUUCAAAAUGAAGAGGUUUAUAUUUAUCACAAAGUUAUUGGCUUCAGUACAAGUUCUUUCGUAACGGAAGGCUAUGUUGUUCAAGGCAGUUGUAAAUUUCUCACUCUGUCUCUCAUCUCGCUGUGCCGGUUGUUUUGAGAGAAAUGUGAAUGGUCCGUUGAAGGAUUCACAAAUUAACCGUUAUUUUCUUACUAACCCUUUGAGUCCCACUCGUCAGGGACGAAAAACGUAAAUUUCUUCUUUUAAACAUUUUUUUCAUCCAACUUAAAAUGUAAGAAAAAAAGUUUGGAGAAAUUACAUGCGUGUUGACUAUAGGGUUCAAAGAGUUAAUGCUAUACACACUAUUUACAAUAUGUAGCUUGCACUGAAUUUGCAAGUGUCGUUUGAUGUACAUAGGCGAUUGCAAGGUUCCGAUAAUAAUUACCCCCGUACAUUAUGUUACGGAAUAUUUCAAUAGAAAUCGAUUGCAGUGCGAUAUUUUAAUGAUAAUUAACAUGACAUUUAUUAAAAUGGAAUUACUCAAAGUUAUAAAAUGCUUUAAAGAUAUCAAUGCGGUAUGAAAUAUAAUAUAUAGUAAUAUAUUUAAGGAGGUUUUAUUUAAUUCUUACGGACUGUUUUUCAUUGCGGUGAUAAGAAUGCAUACCUUAUUUGCAACCGCAGUUCAAAUUUUUUGUCAGAUUUUUAGGCAGCGUGCAUAUCUGAUUUAGGCCAUACUUAAAGUGCGCUGUAACUAAGGACAAAAUUUAAGAGGUAAAGUAUGUUUUACCUUUCAGUUUACCAGAAGUAAACUUAAUUUCGUAGUUACCAUUGAAAAAUAUUCGGGACUUUGUAAAGAGAACAUAAAAAGCAGUUUUUUCGAGUUGGUAAUUUUAGUUUUUUUUUUAGUGAAGCCAGUAAUUUUUUGCCGCGACGUACGUCCACCCAUUCUUGAAAGUUGGCGUGAAAUUUUGCAUUUCAAGCAACCCCCGUGUUUCGGCGGUAAAUCGCAUUGCCACCCGGACUUUUAGAGAGGAAAAAACCACGGCAAAAGUGAGUCUUUCUUUCGACUAAAUUUUAACGUUUAUAUCAACGUGGAUAACAGAGUAAGAGCUAGAGCGAGAAAUAAAAACGCAACGGAGACCAAUUUCGUUGGAAGUAAAAAAAAUUUCAUAGCGGAGGUGAGAAAAUGAGAAAUGCUAGCGGCCAUCAAGGUGAAAAUGAGCGGCAAGGAAGACAAAAGUGAACAGGAACACAUACAGCAUCUCCUCCAUAAAACGUGUAACUAGGAAGUUUCUGGAAGUUUCACAUUGUAGUGGCGCAAAACAGCGGUAAAGAAAUGUACAAAAAAGUGUGCUGCACGUGCAAAGUUGUUUUUUUUUUUGCUGAUUAGAUCUAUUGUUGUUUUUUACCGUUCUCAUUGUCCUCACCGUUUCUUUAGCAUUACACGAUUUUAUAUUUUGUUUGUCAUGAGUAAAAUAUAAAAUAAUAUUAAAGAAAGCUUCGCUUUUAGCCCUGGCUAAAUCUAUAUAUUACUUGAAUAGUAAUAGCGUAAGAGUCAAAGAAAUUUGAGGAGUUCUCCUAAUAUACAUGUAUAUUCUAAAUCUUUUGAAAAGAUCUUACUUUUGGUCAAGACUGCCCGUUACGUCAGUUUUGUAAGUCCAUUAGGAUAGGUAGAUAUACGUUUUUAAACUUUUUGGUUGUCACGCCAGGUCAUUUUCAGUUUUCUAGUUUGAAUUUUCCAAAACAUUCCAAAACAUAGUUUAAAAGAUUUUUUCCUUUAUACAGGAUUCCAUAGAUCGUUUUCACUAACGUGGUCAUCAGCGAUGUAAAUGUCUUGAAACAAAACAAAGUGUUUGCAUGAGAAAGGAGUUGAAAUCCCAUAGAAGUUUUUGGGUACACCCAACAUGUUUCAGUUUUCUAUUUUUAUCUUUUAUGCUAGUGGAUAUUUUGUUUAAGGGGCAUCUUCACACCGAUUACGUGCUUUACAGUUUAGGAAAGAAUCACCUUUAUAGAAUUUAACAUGGCUGAACUCAGUUUUGGCAGUUUGUGGGUAUAUGUCAUUUGCCAAAUCGUGGCAAGAGAAAGGCUGCAGCUCACAAGUUGAAACUUGGCAAGUGAAAAAUAUACUGAUGAAGGCUCUUGAUUGACAGGUAAAAUUGACGUUUUCGUAGUUUCCAUGACAACAUGAACGAUUGAAUACAACCUUAAAAUUUCACUUUUGCUCAGUUUCUAUAAAAUUCGCUCAUUAAAUUUUCCUAUAAUCUUGCACACAGCUUACUAUAAUUAAUCUUUACCAUUUGACCAAAUUUUAACAGACGGGUUUUUAGAUAAUCAAUGAUAUAAUUGCACUGUAAUUAUUGAAUGUGUCACAAAAUUCGUCUGCUGAACUUCCAUUUUAAAGUUCUCAUUGUUUAGAAUACGAUAACAGUAAAAAUUUUGCUAAACAUCACAAAAUUUUAAUGAAUAGAUUUUGAGAAAUCGUCUUCUGUGUGCCAUUGCUUUUUGGCCACCAUGUUUGUUUGUCCAAGUUAAAACACACGCCGUGACGCGAGUUACCGCUGACCGCCAGCAAAACUGUGCUCAGCCACCUUAAAACAGUACCUGAAUGGCCCAGAGAGUGCUAGCCACACUUCAUGUCUGUAUACACAGACUUACAAGCUAGAACCGCCAUCUAGCCUUAAGUGCACAGAUUUACGCAGCAUCAAAAUCAGUGUUUCAGGAAAAUAGCGCUCUAUGUCCUACAUUUUUAAAGCCACAACUUAGGAUUUCAUCCACAGCCUUAGGAACUUUUCACAGAGCCGGCAACGCGACUCAAUUCGUCGCUCUCGAGCAGCAAGAAGACCAAGCUAAGCUGUUUUUAUUUAUCGAAUUCAUUUGUUUUUAUUUCUUUUUAUGUCGUUUUCCUAAACCAUUUAGUGUCAGUAAUAUCUUGGUGCAUUAAAUUGAUCAUAUCCCGGAAUAACAAUGCACAUUAAAAUCGUUACAAAUCCCAUAAAUCGGCCUUUUAGGGAAACGAAAAACUUCAUACAUCUAAUUUUUUUAAUUUUUUUUUUUUUUAUGGCAGCCAGGCUUUUAAAAAGCUGUAUCCAGUGAUAUAAAUAUCUGGCUAAACAAGCCAUUUCUUGUGAUUAUUUUUGAUGUCAUUAUCUCGGAAUAUGGUCUGGCUAAAGCGCCGGUAGAGGAGAAGUUAGAAGUUAAUUUCAUCAGCUAGACUGAGUUCCGGUUCAAACGACGUAUUUCACAUGUGCCGAAUGCAGUACUAAUGAGUAUUAGUAAAAUCCAACUAGUGGUCUGUUAUCAAUGCUACGUUCUGACUGGUUGAGCUACCACUAGGCUAAAUGUUAUAGCCCAUUGGUAGCGAAAAGCGCCGGCUUUGAAAACCAAAACAGUAGCGGCUGAAUCGCGUUUUGCUAGCUAAAGUUGUUUUGCCUCGAUAUUUUUGACCAACUAGUUGGAUUUUACUAAAACAAUUAUUCCUCUCGCCUUCAUGGGCUCGAGGAAUAACAACAACAGCAACAAGUUUAUUUCAAAUUGAAUAUAGCUUACAAAGCUUGUGCCCUCAAUAAUUGUUAAAUAUCUACUAUUAUCGCUUAUUUACUUAAGACUGGGCGCACGUGAAAUGCCGGCGACGUUUGAACUGUGUCAGAAACAUUGAUAAGCAACAUACAAGGUUAAUAUUUGUUUUGUUAGAAAUUAAUUAAAGGUUAGGUACCUUAGACGAGCCUGAGAAAACAGCCGACAUUUGACGACGCCAAAAUUGGUUUUUGCGCGAAAUGAUGUCUGAGGAACGCGCGCAGAAAUGACGACGAUGUCUGGUGACGCGUUACUCUCUCUCAGCAGUACUUCUGAUUGGAUAAAGUAAAUUUUCAACCAAUCAGAAGCACUAUCCAGAUCUGGGUAGUGACGGGUCAUCAGUAUGGAAUUUCUGCACUUUGUCCUCAGACGUCAUUUCGCGGGGAAAGCAGUUGUGGCGUCGGGAAAUUCCGGCUGUUUUCUCAGGCUACCAUUAGCUUCAUGGUUAAUGAACGGGCCUGCUCAUGCGCGCCUGUCUGGCUCUUGCCGCACCCUUCUCGUUUCCAUUGUAGAAAAUGCAAUUAGUUUAUAUGCAGGGCGGACUAAGAAAUCUUGGUCAUUCAGGCUGGAGUACACGUGCGUCUCCGUCAAAGGAGAGCGAGUUUAGCAGCAUGUCAGUGUACAGUUUUUUUUUGUGAGUUUAACGUCAAAAAUUUUGUUUUCUUGAUAUUGGAUGUGCUGCACCGAAACUGCAGUAACUCCUGCAAGCAAUAUCAUGAGUUUUGAACCUUUCGUGGACGUUAUAGGGUAAAUAAAUUUAGCCCAGGUAGCUUGGACGGUAGACCGAGCCGAGGGGCCGUUCCUCGAAAGUCUGUCCCGGAAACGUUUUGAGCCUGAAAUAAAAUAUUCAAUUCAAAAUCUAAAGAACAAAUGCGCGGGUCCUAGCUAACAAACCAGUCCAUUUUGUUUUGUUAUUUGAUAGUUUUAUCAUAUUAUCUGCAAAACUUGUAACCUCGAUCUUGAAUGUAAACAACAACAGCUUUUCUCGGCCCGUUUCUCGAAAGUCCCGGUAACUUUUCGGGCCCGAAAUCAAAUAUUCAAAUCGAAAUAUAAAGGAUAAGAGCGCGGGUCCUGGGGCCCGUUUCUCGAAAGUCCCGGUAACUUUACGGGCCCGAAAUCAAAAAUUCAAAUCGAAAUAUAAAGAAUAAGAGCGCGGGUCCUGGCUAGCAAACUACUCCAUUUAGUUUCAUUAACUGACCGUUUUAUCGUGUUAGAUGCAAAACUAUUGAAACCUCGAUCUUUAAUGUAAACGGAGACAGCUUACCGGGCCCGUUAAUUAUCGAGACUUUCGAGAAACGGGCCCCUGGAUAGCAAACUACUCCAUUUCGUUUCAUUAACUGAUAAUUUUAUCAUGUUAGAUGCAAAACUAUUGAAACCUCGAUCUUUAAUGUAAAAGGAAACAGCUUACCGGGCUCGUUGAUUACUCGGGACUUUCGAGAAACGGGCCCCUGGCCCGGUCAACAGAAUCGCGACAUUUGAGCAGGCCCCACUAGGUUAACAGUACGGUACAGGAAGAGAGGGAGCUAGUUUGCACUUUGGGAAUUCCACGAAAUAACGGUAAUAGAUUUGCGGCUUCUCUCUGUUGUUGAUCAGUAGAGAAGGCCCUUGGAUUCCCAAACACGUGGUUACUAUUACGCAUGCGCACUAGAAAGAUCCGAGACGUACUCAGAAGGGACUAUUAUAGGUAGGAUUGAAAUUCAAAAUUUAAAGUAACAAUUUAAUCUUAACUUGUCACCAUUUCUCGAAAACUGCUGGGCAGAAAUAAACUUGUUUAAAUGCAACGUCUAGCUUCUAUUCAUUUUUCAAUUCAUUAUGUUACAUCUGUAACUAUCUGUUCCUAAGAACCCGAGUCAAAGACAACAUGGAGCGACUCCUUUGUCUUUUCCUGUUUCAAGUUAUGGAGAAAUUCUCAAAAAUGUUACCAUGGUUACACUGAUGAACCUCAACUUCAUGUGAGUAUUCAACAGCGACUGUUUUGAAAUAAUUCAGACAGUUAUUUAAACAGCUUCUUGAAGACUCCUUCGAUAAAAUUCUAGGAUGCAAUCAUUUUUAACUAAGCUUAAGGAUUCCCUUUCUUACGAUUCUUUAGCUUUUCAGUGUAAUACAAAACAGAGUUUAGGUCUUAUAUUUCUCGAGUGCGGAAUUUAUGCAAGAAAAUGAUUUCACAGGAAACUCAAACAGCAACAUUGAAUUAGCAAUGACUCCAUUGUGCAUAAGAUAUGUUUUUCUGCUCACUCUAAUUACUGUUAUUUUCAACUGUAUCUUAGUCAAUAUCCCCUAAGAUUUAAAUAACCUUCACCUAAGCUAAAAGGUUAAUUUGUCCCCUUAGUUAGAAUUCGUUGCGACCUUGCAUACCAAAAUCUACUUUGAAAGUAUCAAGGAUAAUCUCAGCUGUGAUGUGUGAGUUUAUGGAUUUAAUUGGACAAUCCUAUAAUCUAUCUAGCUUUACCCACCAUAUAAACAUUGCAUUAUUCUGUCAACAAAGCAUAUGAUUAAAUGACCCCUGUGCAUUGAAUUAGCUUUAUUUGAAAGACAAUGAGCUGGAACAGAUCUAUUGUUACUUGAGUAUUUUUUGCAGAUUUUGCGUUUGGGGGACGACAGGUCAUGCCAUGUCCCAUAGGCUUAAAAAUCUGAAAAAUGAAGUUCAUCCCACCUUAUUUUUAUCCUCUUGUUGUUUAUGUUAUGUAUUUGAAUAAUAAACAUCGGUGUUUCUAAAGCUUAUUUUCUGUAACUUAGACGACGUAGACGACGUGCUGAAACAAUGCGUUAUUGACGUUGUAAGCUGUUCAAAAAACACAGCCAAAUGCGCCUAAGCCAUUAAACACCUUUAACAAAAAGACUGUAGAAUGACAUUUAUCGGCGAAGAGUAUCCUUUCAUCUAACACGAAUUUGCAUUUCUGGCCCGAAAGGUAAACAAUAGUUUCCAUUUUCUCUUAAUGGAGCAUUACGUGCGUUAAAACAACUUAGCGACAAACCUUUCUCAUUAGCUUCAACAAAAGCUAAGGAGCGGGAUGUAUUCUUUUAUUCAGCCAUUUUCGCUUUACUUAAAUUUGCAUUUCACGCUUUCACAACAACGACCCUUAAAUUUGUUCAAAUAUUAUGCCGAUUGGCUAGUAGUGUGUGUUAAUUAUUUAAGCCGUUAAUUGGUAGGCUUGCGGUUAUCAGACUUUCCGCUACACAAAAGGCAAACUUUGCUGCAUUGUAAUGAAAUAUUAAUGCCGUGAACUGAGGCUUUUUAGCCUGUCGCUUCCUAGUGAUAAAGCGAUAUUUGGUAUACAGUCGAUUACAGCCGGCGACACAGGCAAUCGGAAUAUGUGAGAAUCGCUGUUGUUUGAACAGUUAGUUUGGAUAGUCACGGAACUUUGAAGUUAAAACAUGCGAGUCUUUGUGCUUUUCGGAGGCAACAGAUAUCUGUUAGACGUAGAACUUGGUCAAACGGUGAGCGAUAUCAAGGGAAUACUUAGAAAGAAACUCGACUUGGAUACGGUGCAGAGCGAAGAUGGCGAAAACGAUAUGCUCAUGGCUAUUAAGUACGCUGGAUCGAGCUUAGAAGAUGACUGGGUUUUUACAGACAUAAGUAUUCCGCCAGGAGCUACACUACGAUGUGAACUUCAAGAAAAUGUCAAAACGUACUUGAGCGUUGCUUGUUCGUAUUCUAACGAAACGCUUCGAUUCACUGAAUGGUUUGACGUGUGGGAAACCAAAGUGGGUGAGCUGAAGACAAUGAUUACCGAAAAAACGGGCUUGCAUGUCAGCGUUUUUAGACUAGUGUCCGCGGAAGGAAAAGAAAUGUAUGACUGUCAUCCAAUGAAAAAGUAUUUCAUUGAUUAUGGGGACACGGUUCGUUUAGAGACUUGGAAUGGUUGGAGCGAGUUUCUACGAUCAGCGACGUUAGGCCAGCUUACACCAACCAUGAAGCAUAUGGUCAGUGUUCACGAGGAUCCGUUAGUUUCAAGAUAUCAGCUUAGAGUCGCGCUUUUCAUCGCCGCGCAUUUCAACUACAGUCAGCUCGCAACUCAGCUUAUCAAGAGCGGGGCUCGCUGCGACGAGCCCGUAGGAGAACAUCCUGUAAGAGAGUGGUGUAAUAAAGAUGUACAUCCAGAUCAUUUCAAAACUCCCGUUCACGAAGCUGCCCAACACGGAAGUCUUAACUGCUUACAGAAGUUCGUUCACCAUAAUUACGCGUGUAUACUGGCCAAGGAUGGUUACGGUCUGACACCAUGUAAUAUCGCACGGAGAUAUAAGAGAACCGAGUGUUUUAAACUGCUUAUUGCCGAACAGUUUCGUUCUCGAAGCACGUCAGGGCUCACGCUCGGGAUUUAUUGGCGUGUGCGGAAAUGGUGCGAGCGCGCACGAGACAGAGCGAUCAUGUUUCACAAACACUCGCCAAAUCCUCUCCUUCUCGCGAUGGAGAAUAGAGCUUAUAGAAACGCAGUUGUGGGACAAAAAGUCCAAGUCGAUGGAUUCGGAGAAAAUAUGCAAACUGGCACUUCAAAGAUGCAGCUCUCUUUGAUGCUUAAAAGUGUUAAAAACAAGCCCUUGACAGGUGUCAUGGGGAACACGAGCGUGAAAUCUAUACGCAUAGGAGACAGAGAUGGCGAUAAUUCAGAAAAUGAUGGUUUCAGCGGAGCUGGUGAUAGUGAUGAUAAAUUAAUUUUAAAUUCUGGCGAGGAACUCGUGAAAAAUGAUAAGUUAAUACCCUGUGGAAACUACUCGCUUCCAUCGGUAGCGACAGUACCGAGUUACCAUGGAGAGAUAGCCAAACUUGAAACCUCCACGAAGGCAAAAUUGCAAAUUAAGAAUGUGAAUCAUUCAAAACGUGGUGUCGCUUCGUUGCGAAACGAUCACAAAGCCUACAGAUGGAAAGAAAAUAUUUUGAGGGAUGAACAAGAAAAUGAAUUGGUUUGUUUUUGCCAAGGAGAAAAAGAAAACAAAGAAAAACAAUUACAGCCAAUGGAACCGAUUAAAGACCUGCCACUGAUUUCGACAAACACCAGCUUAGUUGGUGUAAACAAAAGCGACAAAAUUGCACAUAUUCAAAUUGGAAGUGAAUUCGAAAACGGUCAUUUUGAGAAGCCAAAACGCGACUUUUUUGUCACGCAAGGCGUCUGGGUUAAUUCGGAGAGUCGUCAUUCUGCUUCUAACCGUAACCAGGCCGAAAACUGCGAACAGAAAGGUGGCGAAAAAAUCAGCGAGAAAAUACCUCUUAUUAAAACGAACGAAUCAGGUUUGAGUUUGCCAAAAACGGAUGAGUUUUCCGCGAAUAAAGUGAAAUCAGCGAAAAGUUCAAAAAGUGACGGUGAGCUCAUGAAACGAAGAAGAAGAACUCGAUCUCUUAUUACUCCUCAAGUUCUCCGAGGCGCAAGCUUAACUCCCCAUCGCAGAGCCGCGUCCAGUGAAGAUUUGACCCGGCAGCUGACUGGUCUGUUCAGCAGAGUUACGGGACAAGACUUGCACGAGGCUGCUAAGGAAAGCAUGGAGGUCGCGAUGACUUUCCGCAAGAAGCGAUGGUUGCAGCAAGUGCACAUGGCAAUCGAAUUCAACAAUAACACUUUUAACAGACAGCUGCAUAAAUACAGGAGCAAAACAAAAGAGGCGGGUCAUGUUUGA
Messenger RNA from Porites lobata, 16557 nucleotides. Lineage: Eukaryota; Metazoa; Cnidaria; Anthozoa; Scleractinia; Poritidae. The record is from the annotation of a GenBank genome assembly.